CUGCUUGCAUAGCUACGGUUAUUAUUACGAUGAUGUAACGACAAUUUAAUUACCAAAUUGUUUUCUUCUUCUUCCUGGAUCAACUCAAAACUCAGUACUGUAAACUGCAAACCAAUAAAUCAGCUUUAAUUAACUUCUCGCCCCUCUCUCUCUCUAUACAAGGCUGAUGGAGUACUCAGCAGAGAACUCAGGUCUAAAAUGGAGAAAGCCAAAUCUUAAACCAAUUGAGACAGAGAGGUCUGCAGUAGGCAAAGGAAAAGAAGUAAAUCAUUAUAAAGAUGGUGAUGGUGAAGAAGAAGCAUUAAGCCCAGUAGCUCGGUUGUUUCAUGAACCCAACUUCAAUGUGUACAUCAUAGCCAUCAUGGGUUGCAAAACCCCAAUUAAACCACAUAUCAUUAAAGCCAACUUGGUCCACACUCUGCUCAAGCACCCUCGCUUCUCUAGUUUACUGGUAGUGGAGGACAAAAAUAGUAAAGAAAUGAAAUGGGUUAGGACUAAAGUGGAUUUAGACAAGCACGUUAUUAUUCCAAAAUUAGAUGAAAUAACCAUAGACUCACCAGACAAAUUUGUAGAAGAUUACAUUUCCAAUCUCUCCAAAACCACCAUCAGUAAAUCACAGCCUCUAUGGGACGUUCAUCUCCUCAACAUCAAAACGGCGGAUGCUGAGUCCAUUGGCGUUUUAAGGAUCCACCACUCUCUUGGAGAUGGCACUUCUCUUAUGUCUCUUCUAUUAGCCUGCACUCGACAAAUUUCAAACCCUGAAGCUUUGCCCACUAUUCCUACAACCAUCAGAAAUAAGAAGCAAGAACAAGAAACUGAUUUUAAAGGGAAGUUGUGGCGAUAUGUUAUGGCUGUUUUAUGGGCUAUUAAGCUGUUCUGGAAUAGUAUAGUUGAUGCUUUUAUGUUCCUUGCAACGACUGCGUUUUUGAAGGAUACAGAUACGCCUCUGAAAGGUCCUCCUGGUGUUGAGUUUACUCCUCGACGCUUUGUAUGGCGGACUGUGAGUUUGGAAGAUUUUAAGUUGGUGAAGAAUGCACUGAACACUACCAUAAACGAUGUUGCUCUAGGAGUCACGCAGGCUGGAUUGUCACUGUAUCUUAGUAGAAAAUAUGAUGAAAUUAGAAAUAAUGACAAGGAAGCAACCCAAAUGAAAAAUAAUCUUCCAAAGAAUAUUAGGCUCAGAGCAACUCUUCUGGUCAAUAUAAGACCAGCUACAGGAAUUCAGGCAUUAGCAGACAUGAUGGAGAAAGAUACUAAAGCAAAAUGGGGGAAUUGGCUUGGUUAUGUCCUCCUUCCAUUUAAAAUUGCCAUAAGAGAUGACCCAUUAGAUUAUGUUCUUGAAGCAAAAGCUAUAGCUGAUCGAAAGAAGCAUUCUUUGGAAUCCAUAUUCACUUUCUCCAUUUCUGAAUUGGUCCUCAAACUUUUUGGCACUAAGACAGCAAAUGCUCUAUCGCACAGAAGUAUCGAUCACACAACAAUGUGCUUUUCAAACCUAGCUGGACCUCAGGAAGAAAUUGGAUUUUAUGGCCAUCCACUGGCUUUCUUAGCUCCAAGUUCUUUUAAUCAACCACAUGCUCUGAUGAUUAACUUUCAAAGUUAUGCCGACAAGAUGUCGAUCGUUCUAUCGGUUGAUGAAAGCACAAUUCCUGAUCCUCACCAGCUAAUUCAUGACAUUGUUGAAUCAAUCAAACUGAUUAAAGAUGCAGUGUUGUCCAGAGGUCUUGCCAAGGAUAAAUGAUAGAGACCAACUGAUUUGAUCUCACAACCUUAAAUUCUCUCUUAAAGAGACUAAUUUGUCUUAAUUAAACAACUAGUAUUUGUAAACAGUACUAUAAUUAAGCUUUCGUUUCUGUUGGAAUUAAUUUGCAUUAUUAUUUAAAUUUUGAGUUAAAAAUUAUUUUCCCUUGGUUUUUA
Jatropha curcas is the source of this 1914-nucleotide messenger RNA. Its product is annotated as medium-chain-alcohol O-fatty-acyltransferase. Lineage: Eukaryota; Viridiplantae; Streptophyta; Magnoliopsida; Malpighiales; Euphorbiaceae. Gene Ontology annotation, biological process: triglyceride biosynthetic process. Gene Ontology annotation, cellular component: plasma membrane. Gene Ontology annotation, molecular function: diacylglycerol O-acyltransferase activity. The record is from RefSeq and is a predicted model, not a curated record.